Molecule: messenger RNA, 222 nt
Organism: Saccharomyces kudriavzevii IFO 1802
Lineage: Eukaryota; Fungi; Ascomycota; Saccharomycetes; Saccharomycetales; Saccharomycetaceae
Exons: 1
Coding region: 1-222 (73 amino acids)
Source: RefSeq, a predicted model, not a curated record
AUGCCACCCGGCGCACAGGGCGCCACUCCGUGUUUCGCGACGUACAAUGGCCAAUCAACGGCGAGCUCCGGGGGCGUGCCGGGUGGGCCCCUCGUCGGCCAAGCAGUGCAGGGAUAUUCCAAUCUUCGAGCUGUGAGCUACAACACUUAUAAAGAACGCAUUUUUUGCAUUAACCUCGUUUGCGUAUUAUGGAAUGAGAACUUCGGUUUGACCUUUUUUUGA